This is a messenger RNA of Triplophysa dalaica, 4767 nucleotides long. It is a transcript of the gene cilp, whose product is annotated as cartilage intermediate layer protein, nucleotide pyrophosphohydrolase. Bases 195 to 3632 code for a protein of 1145 amino acids. The transcript has 8 exons. The record is from RefSeq and is a predicted model, not a curated record. Lineage: Eukaryota; Metazoa; Chordata; Actinopteri; Cypriniformes; Nemacheilidae.
CACAUUCACUCUCUCCCUGUCUUUCUCACUCCAAGUGUUUAGCUACUGCUCUGUAUUUACAUCACAGGAAUAGAAAAGCUGUACAUUUCACAGACAAACAGUUGCUUUGGAUCUUUGGCUGGACUAUUCUUAGUGUUGAGCUGUGUACGAGUGCUUCACUUCAAGAGGUCAGAAGUCAUUCACAAAGAGCCAGGAUGGGCUCUCUCUCGACAUGGACCUUUCUUCCAUUUCUGUUGGGAAUUACAUGCACCACUCAAGAUGACUUUGAGUGGACCACAUGGUUUAAUGUCGAUCACCCUGGAGGGAAAGGAGACUAUGAAAAGCUGAACGUCAUAGCAUUUUAUUAUCAAGCUCGUGUGUGUGACGUUCCUCGAGCUCUAGAAGCACGCACUACUGAAUGGAUGCCAGCUCGCAGCACCGGAGAAAGAGUACAUGCUGACCCAGCCAUUGGCUUCUGGUGUAUUAAUGCUGAGCAGCCUGUGGGUAGAAACUGUUCAAACUAUGCUGUACGCUUCCUCUGUCCAAGAGAUAAGCCAUUAGAAGUUGAACCAAUAUGGGGUCAAUGGUCCGACUGGAGUCCAUGCCCGGCUCAUUGUGAUCAGGUGGCAACCCAGCAUCGCUCUAGAACCUGCAAUUCCAAUCAAUGCAAUGGGCCAGCUACCGAGAGCAGAAUAUGUGAAGGGCCAUCUUGCCCAAGCUGUGAUCUGCAGUGUGUGAUGGGCAAUGUAAAUGCUGACUGUGACGGCUGUACCUGUAAAGAUCACACAGUUCUAGGAUCAGUCCGUAGUGCUGGUAGCCUCCCUGCGCCUGGAGCUGCCAUUCUCAGCACUGAUCCGAGCCCCCGAAUCCUCACUGUUACCGAUCACAAUGGACAUUUUCAUAUCCCUGGAAUCUGCCCUGAUGGCAACACUACUUUGAUGAUCAAACUGCUGAAUCACACUCCACAAAAAUUUAAUGUGCCGCAAAGCACUGAACACACGUCAGUCCUUCAUUUGAAGCUGGAGAGAGCAAAAAAACUCUAUGUACUUAAAAACCCUGAGAACAAGGCCAGAAAGGAAGGUCAAACUGCUGCUUUCUGUUGUAAGGUUGAUGGAUUACCUGGGCCAGACAAGUAUGAAUGGUUCCACAACGGUUCUCUGCUGGACAGGAAUCAAUAUCAGUAUGACACAACAUUGAUUUUGAGGAAUCUUACUUUGGACCAGAUGGGAGAAUACUACUGCAGAGCUAGUAAUGAGAAUGGAGCCAUCAAAUCCAAACCAGCCACCCUCACAGUCACUGAUAAAAACAAGCCAUCAUGUAACCCUACACCUGAUUCCAACCUGAUCCGGCUACCACAUGACUGUUUUCAAAAUGAAACUAACUCUUUCUACUACGACGUGGGAAGAUGCCCUACAUCCACAUGUACUGGGAAGCUAGAUAAUGGCAUCCGAUGCAAAGACUCCGUUUCCUACUGCUGUGGAAUUUCAAACAUGGAGGAAAAAGAGAUUACAUGCCAGGGAUAUCAAUUACAAAUCAUGCUAGUGACUCAGUGUGGCUGCAAAACCUGUGUGGACACAAAAUCUAUUGUUCGUGGACGUGCUGUUGCAGCAGACACAGGGGAGCCACUGAGGUUUGGACACAUCUAUAUGCAUGGCGUAAGAGUCAGCCGAACGGGAUACAAAGGUACGUUUUCAAUCCAGGUUCCAAAAGACACAGAACGUCUGGUUCUCACUUUUGUGGACAACUUGCAGAAGUUUGUGAACACCACAAAAGUACUACCAUUCAAUACUAAAGGCGGAGCUGUGUUCCAUGAGAUCAAGCUAAUGAGGAAAAAGCCGGCUGUGACCAUUAGCUCAAGGGAGACCAAUAUGCUAGUCCUUGGGGAGGUAGAGGGCAAGGACCCCAUUGCUGAGAUCGAGAUCCCACCCAACACAUUCUUUAAAGAAAAUGGAGAGGUGUUCAUGGGAAAUGUUAAGGCCAGUGUGACAUUCCUUGACCCUAGGGAUAUAUCAACAGCAGCGGCUGCCCAGAGUGAUCUCAACUUCAUCAGUGCUGAAGGUGAUACUCUGCCCUUGAGGACUUAUGGAAUGUUCUCUGUAGACUUCAGUGAUGAAGAAGGAGGCGAGUCACUCAACGCUGGAGAGGUGAAAGUACGUCUUGAUGCAGCACAAGUGAAGGUACCAGAGCACUUGAAGACCAUGAUGCUGUGGUCCCUUAAUCCUGAAACUGGUCUGUGGGAAGAAGAGGGACACUUCCAUGCAGAGAAAAAGCAAAGAGGAAAAAGAGAAGAGCGUACCUUCCUCAUAGGUAACAUGGAAAUCCGUGAGAGGCGGCUGUUUAACUUGGAUGUACCAGAGAACAGAAGAUGUUACGUAAAGGUGCGGGCGUUUCGUAGUGACCGGUUUAUGCCAAGUGAACAAGUUGAAGGGGUUGUGAUGACUUUAAUAAAUAUGGAGCCCACGCCAGGAUUUUCAACCAACCCUCAGUCUUGGGGUAGAUUUGACAGUGUCAUCACGGGCACAAAUGGAGCGUGCCUUCCAGCCUUCUGUGAUGAACAAAAAGCAGAUGCGUAUUCUGCCUACGUCAUGGCUAACCUUGGCGGAGAAGAGCUAGAGGCAGUAGCAUCAUCUCCAAAGUUUAAUCCAAGCCGCAUUGGUGUUCCACAACCUCAUCUGAACAAACUUAACUACAGACGUACAGAUCAUGAUGAUUCCAGAAUAAAAAAGACAGCAUUCAGCAUCAAUGUGGCCAAACCCAGGUCGAAUGCAGCUGAAGAAGCCAAUGGUCCAAUCUACCGAUUUGAAAAACUUAAGGAGUGCGAGGAAGCUCCAUUCAAUGCAGCUCACUUUCGUUUCUCAAGAGUUGAAGGAGAUCGCUACGAUUACAACACAGUGCCUUUCAAUGAGGACGAUCCAAUGAGCUGGACAGAAGACUACUUGAGUUGGUGGCCAAAGCCCAUGGAAUACAGGGCCUGCUAUAUUAAAGUCAAACUGAACAGCGCCCACGAGCUUAACGUUCGUUCUCGCAAUAUGGGAGGUACACAUCCAAAGACCGUCGGUCAACUAUAUGGCAUACGUGAUACCAGAAGCAUUCGUGACAUGGACCAAUCGACUGUUUCUGCCGUGUGUGUGGAAUUUAAGUGCAGUGGGAUGCUCUACGACCAGGAUCGUGUGGAUCGCACCCUUGUAAAGAUAAUUCCUCAAGGGAGCUGCAAAAGAGAUAGUGUAAACAGCAUGCUACAAGAAUAUUUGGUAAACCACCUCCCACUGGCUGUCAAUAAUGACACAAAUGAGUUUACUAUGCUUGCACCAUUGGACCCACUGGGACACAACUAUGGCAUCUAUACAGUGACUGAUCAAGACCCCCGAACAGCCAAAGAAAUCGCACUAGGCCGCUGUUUUGAUGGUACAUCGGAUGGUACCUCUAGAGUCAUGAAGAGCAAUGAGGGCGUGGCAUUGACAUUCACCUGUGGUGCUAAGGAGGUCACUAGACAGAGCGUGUUCCAGCAGAUGCAGAACUCACUGGGUCAGGCUACCGCUGGAAGUGCACGCCAAGAAAGAGAAAAUCGGAGACUGAGAAGCAGGUCGACCGUAGCUCGCAACAGUAGAAGGAAUACUCGUAAUCCAUACAUGCGUGUCAAAACUAUUGGCUAAUAUUCCAAGAAUUUUAAGCGUUACAUAAAAACUCACAUAAGACAACACAUUGGUUUUGUCAAGUUCAGCUCUGAUUUCUAGAGUUUCAAAACGUGAAGACGGUAAGAAAAGUGCACAUGGAUUUAAAUGAUGUUGCCUGCCAUUUAAAUACAAGUCAUUUAGACUCAUUAAGGAAAUGCCAUGUUACCUGUCAAUAUCAUGACAGAUUUCAUCAUUUGUAAAGCGGAAGAAAAAUAGUUACAAACACAAGUAGUAAUUACCCCACUAAAUGCCUUUAAAAAUACUUACUAAAAUUACUGUAUGUAUUAUAAAUCUCCAGAAGACCAUUUGCUUUUUGUAAUUUUUUCAAAUGUAUUUUCUAUUCACCUUUACUGUGGUAAAUGUUAUAUUACUUAAAUGUUAUAUUUAUUACAUACUCCAGUGUCAAAGACAAAGCUGUUUAAACAUCCCAUUUCCCCAAAUGUCCCAUUUAUCAUUUACUUAUAUGACAAAAUCGUCUGAUUUUAUAGGUUCUUACAUAAACACCAAGUGAAUCAUAUGGACCAAUGAUUUUUUUUUCAAUAAAAGGACUGACUUUUAAGCCUUUAUCUACUCAAUUUUAAGCCUAAGUAAACUCUGUUAUGCUGAAUAGUGAAAAGCCUGACUUUAAUUUGGCUGAAUUAUAGUUGUACACACCUGUAACCGCUAUUGAAUGGUGAAAAGGGGUAAAACUAAAUGAUACCCCACCCCAUAGUGCAGCAAGUAAUGAUUAAAAUCCACCAAGUGAAAACACCAAUAAAGAUGGAAUAAGGGCAUUCUGAGAAACUGUUAAACAUUGAAAUCAACAUCCAAACAAUUACUUUCAUGAAUAGUUGCUAGAACAUGCUGUUCUGCAUGUGUGUUUAAAAUAAGUACUGUUUCCACACAGUCCGAGCUCUGUAAAUAAGAGGAAAAAACAGGUGGAUUAUGCCAACCCACACAACACAGUAACCCCCUAACCAGUAAAAGUUGGCGCACAGGCUCAUGAUAUCGGAAGUUUAUUCUAAAGUUAUCUUUGAAAAGGUCCAGGUUCAAUAGGUUAAGACGCUUGGUGGUUUUUUUUUGUUUUACUUUGCAAGUGUUUAAUACCUGCUUAGUCAGUGAACUACCUCAGUUC